GGAGCUCUCUGCCGCACCGGACAACAUCUGCAUCGCUUCCAGCUGUGUGGAGACAGCGGUGCACAGGGGCACAGCGUCACCCCCGCCAGAGGGAGUGGCACAGCAGGAAGUCCCAGUUGGGUGUUGCAGAUGUGGAGCUGAAGGGUCUCAUCUCUGAGAGAGAGAGGAAGGUGGAGGAAAUACACAACUCCCUACGAGAGAUACAGGCUGCUUUGGAGACACAGACUCAUGGAACUGUGUGUGUGUUUUCCAAGCUGAUCUCCAGGUUGGAGCGCUGCCAAGCUGAAGUCUUGGAGGUGUUGGAGAGGAGCCGGUGGGCGGCUGAGCACAGAGCGGAGGUCCUGCUGACGGAGCUGCAGGAGGAGGUCUCUGAGCUGAGGAAGAGGAGGGAGGCCGUGAGCCAGCUGGCUCUGACUGAAGACUACGUACUCUUCCUCAGGAGCUUCCCUGCCCUGUCCAGCCUUCCCCCAGCGAAGGACUGGUCCUCUGUCUCUGUGGUGUCUGAGCUGACCUCGGGGGCGGUUCUCAGGACUGUAUAUCAAAUGAUGGAGCGCGUCCAGGAAGAGAUACAGCAACUGCCCAAAGUCUUCCAGCAAUCGUCGGAGCAUGCUGUACCAAAGACCAACCCAAAGACAAGAAAGGUUCAAGAAUAUGCAACAAACGUCCUUUUAGAUGCCAACACAGCCCACCCACGGCUCAUCAUCUCAGCUGACGGGAGGCAGGUUCAGUGUGGGGAGCGCCACCAGUCUCUGCCCGACUACCCCGAGCGCUUCGACCGGGUGGUGUGUGUGCUGGGCCGCCAGGGCCUCAGCUCAGGGCGCCACUACUGGGAGGUGGAGGUUGGAGGAAAGACUGACUGGGACCUGGGAGUGGCAAGUCACUCCGUCAAUCGGAAGGGCAAAAUCACUGUAAGCCCCGCCCACGGCUACUGGUUCCUGAGCUUGCGAGAUCGGACGGACUACGCCUUCCGAACAGAACCCUCCACCAACCUGACCGUGAACCCCAGACCCACGCGGGUGGGCGUCUUUGUGGACUGUGAUAAGGGGGUGGUGUCCUUCUUCAAUGUGGAGGCCAGAUUGCUCAUCUUUACAUUCACAGAUGUCUUUCCUGACACCAUCCAUGCCUUCUUCAGCCCCUGUACUAACAAAUCAGGGCGGAAUGAGGCUCCACUUAUCAUCUGCCCUGUUGCAAUGCCAGAAUGAAAUGUGAAAAGGACUUCUUCACUUCCACUCGCUUCAUGUAUGAUGGAAGAUACCUCUGCAAUAUAUUUGAUCAUCUGCAAUUUAAUGCUGUGUAGACUAAGUCAUGAGGCUAAAAGUUUACUUCAUUUAUUUAUGCCUGAGGUGUCACUCAUGUGGCGGUCCAUAUGUCAAUACUUUAAGACUGUUCUCACAUUGGUAAUUUCCAUUUUUGGUUAUAUCUAUUCAGACACACUGCAGCACAGAGACAUAGCUGAAACCAAGGUAAACAAAAUGUUUUUAGUCUGAGGGAAAACAUUAAAAAAAUAAAGACUACACCAAAAACAGUGUGAUGUACAGUAUGAGAGUCUUGGCUAAAUGUGUGGCUCUUUGCAAAAGUCCAAUCAUACCGGACCUAAAGGCUUACAUCUAGUUCAAAAUAUAUUUUUUAUGACGAUUGUGU
Notothenia coriiceps (black rockcod) is the source of this 1641-nucleotide messenger RNA. RefSeq names its product erythroid membrane-associated protein-like. The coding region runs from base 543 to 1202 and encodes 219 amino acids. The record is from RefSeq and is a predicted model, not a curated record. The transcript is spliced from 9 exons. Lineage: Eukaryota; Metazoa; Chordata; Actinopteri; Perciformes; Nototheniidae. Gene Ontology annotation, molecular function: protein binding.